AUGGUGUCAGUGUGCUACACUUACAAGAUGAGAUUCAUCAUAGCUUUCAUAGUGGUAAUAUUAUGGUGUGCAUUGGGUAAUGGAUCUUUUACUGACGGCCGUGGUGGUCUUUAUAACUCUAAUGGUUAUCUUAUCUGUGAGUCUGGUUCUAGUAAUGCUGCUACCACUGGCAUUGCCUCUGCUGGUACUGCUACUGCUACUUGA
Messenger RNA from Saccharomycopsis crataegensis, 204 nucleotides. RefSeq lists its product as uncharacterized. NCBI's taxonomy places the organism in Eukaryota, Fungi, Ascomycota, Saccharomycetes, Ascoideales, Saccharomycopsidaceae. The transcript is spliced from 2 exons. The coding region runs from base 1 to 204 and encodes 67 amino acids. The record is from RefSeq and is a predicted model, not a curated record.